AUGAAUGUGACGGAGGAGGCGUCCUACAGAGAGGAGGCGCUGCUGAGUAACUCCUCAUGGGGGGAGAGCCUUCACAACUUCACCCUGGCCCCUCCACUCGUCAAGAGCGGCACCCCCAAACCGGCAGCGUGCGAGCAGAUGCACAUUGCUGUCGAGGUUUUUCUGAUCUUGGGAAUCAUCUCUCUUAUGGAAAACAUUCUAGUCAUCAUAGCGAUCGUCAAGAAUAAAAACCUGCAUUCACCCAUGUAUUUCUUUGUUUGCAGUCUGGCCGUGGCAGACAUGCUGGUGAGUGUCUCCAACGCCUGGGAGAGCAUCAUCAUUUACAUGCUGAACAACGGGCAGCUGGUGGUGGAGGACCACUUCAUCCGACAGAUGGAUAACGUCUUCGACUCCAUGAUCUGCAUCUCUGUGGUGGCCUCUAUGUGCAGCCUGCUAGCCAUCGCAGUGGACAGGUACAUCACCAUCUUCUACGCUCUCCGCUACCACAACAUCAUGACCGUGCGGCGCGCUGGCUGCAUCAUCGGUGGAAUCUGGACGUUCUGCACCGGCUGCGGCAUCGUGUUCAUCAUCUACUCGGACUCCACCCCGGUCAUCAUCUGCCUGGUGUCCAUGUUCUUCGCCAUGCUCCUCAUCAUGGCUUCCCUCUACAGUCACAUGUUCAUGCUUGCGCGCUCGCAUGUCAAGCGCAUCGCCGCUUUACCAGGUUACAACUCCAUCCACCAGCGCGCCAGCAUGAAAGGAGCCAUAACCCUGACCAUACUCCUGGGUAUUUUCAUCGUGUGCUGGGCCCCAUUCUUCCUCCAUUUGAUUCUGAUGAUUUCAUGUCCGCGGAACCUCUACUGUGUUUGCUUCAUGUCACAUUUCAACAUGUACCUCAUUCUCAUCAUGUGCAACUCGGUGAUCGAUCCGCUAAUCUACGCCUUCCGGAGCCAGGAGAUGAGGAAGACUUUUAAGGAAAUCAUAUGUUGUUAUAGUCUGAGAAAUGUGUGCAGUAACCUUUGUCCGUUGACGGGUAAGUACUAA
This is a messenger RNA of Knipowitschia caucasica, 1023 nucleotides long. The record is from the annotation of a GenBank genome assembly. Lineage: Eukaryota; Metazoa; Chordata; Actinopteri; Gobiiformes; Gobiidae.